AAAGAAAAACCCAUAACAACUCAGCAGAUGACAUGUUUGUUUGUUUACCGGAUAUUUUGAAUUUUCCGCACUAUCAAAAUAAUGAUAAUUCUAAUAUAAUUAAAUUUUUUCUUCUGUUAAAUAUGAUCUGAAUUUCCAUUCCAUUUUGCUGUUUUAUUCUAGAUCUUUUAAAUAUGGAUACGGAAGGUUUAGUUACUGAAAAACUUUUGUGUUGGGAAAAUGAAGUGGAUCCCUUGGCACCGCUUACAGAAAAACAAUUAAAACUUAUUCGAGCCAUAUCUGAAAUUUCUAAUGAUAGAGGGAAUUUAAUUGAGAAUUCACCCAAAGAUGAAAUGGUAUUGCUUCCUAAGAUCACUUCUGUACAUAAUGAAGAGAAAUUAAACUUCAUAAAGUUUUCCCCUGAUGAUGUUGUAAAGUACUCUAAAGUUGAAAAUGCUCAACAGUUUCUGUCAUGGUUUACUUCCGUUGAAGAACAGUUAGUUGAAGAUGAAGAUGUUUUAUUUAAAUUUUAUCUGGAGGAAUUAACUUCUCAUUGUGGGCAAUAUAAUAUGCUUUUUGAUGAGUUAUGUCAAGUUCUUGAGUCUUUAGAAAAUCUGAGGGAAAAAUAUACUUUUGUGUCAAAUAAGACGAAUUCCUUGCAUGAAGCUUGUGAACACCUUUUAACGCAACAGACAAAGUUGGUGAGCUCUGCUGAAACAAUUUCUGAAAAAUUAAGCUACUUUAAUGAAUUAGAAUCACUGUCUCAGAAAAUCUCAUCUCCAACUCUAUCUGUUGUAAAUGAAUCAUUCAUGCCUUUAUUGUCACGUCUGGAUGAAUGCAUUGUUUAUGUUGAAGAAAAUAUAAAUUACAAAGAAUCACCUGUGUAUCUGGCCAGAUUUAGGCACCUUCAAAGUCAAGCUUUGGGUAUGAUUCGUUCCUAUGUAGUUGCAACAUUACAACAAGCAACGCAACAAGUUUUGCCCCGCAGAGACAGCUUAUCACCAUCUGAAAAUGCCUUUACACUCUAUUAUGGGAAAUUUCGAUCUCACGCGCCUAGAAUCCAAGCUUUAAUGAAACAAAUUGAGGAAAGAGUUGAAAAAAAUCCUGAUUAUACUCAGCUUUUAUAUGACUGCCACCAGUGCUAUUUUCAACAGAGAGAGCUACUCUUAGGCCCAAGUGUGUCUGCAGCUAUCAAUGACCUAGCUGAAAAACAUCAGAAAGAUCACUGUUCCCUAGUGAGGAGUGGCUGUGCAUUUUUGUUACAUAUUUGUGAGGAUGAACACCAAUUAUUUCAUCAGUUUUUUUCACAUAAUACCCAAUUUUUAGAGCAAUUUCUGGAAGGUUUGUGCAUACGAUUGUAUGAUGUGCUUCGGCCAAUAAUUAUUCAUAUAAAUCAUUUAGAAACACUAGCUGAGCUUUGUGGGAUUCUCAAAGUUGAAAUGUUGGAAGAACACAUACAGUAUGGUGCAAAUGAACUUGAGGCAGUAAAGACAGCCGUUCAUCAAAUGUUAGAAGAUGUGCAAGAAAGAUUAGUAUAUAGGACGCACAUAUAUAUAAAAACAGAUAUCUUGAAUUAUAAUCCGGGUCCAGGAGACCUUGCGUAUCCUGAUAAAUUGGAAAUGAUGGAAAGUAUAGCUGAAAGCUUAUCUUUAGGAGGACUAAGUCGGGCUAGCUCCCGAGCUUCCUUAACGUCUCUGAAUUCUAUCAGCAAUGCAGUUUUAACCGAAGCCUCAAAUUCAUCUUCUGCUGAUAAAGGAGAAGACACAAAUUCAGUGAAGGAUUUUGAACCAUAUGAGCCGCCUAAGAGAACAAUAACUUAUUCUCCUGCUGAUUUGCAUGGUAUGUGGUAUCCGACCGUGAGGCGUACUUUAGUGUGUCUUUCAAAAUUGUAUAGGUGUUUAGAUAAAAAGAAAACUAUAUUUCAGGGUUUGUCUCAGGAAGUUUUAACAAUGUGUAUUCAAUCAUUGAUUUCUGCCAGUGCGACUAUCAGCAAAAAUAAGACAUUGUUAGAUGGGCAGCUUUUUGAAAUCAAGCAUCUCUUGAUUUUAAGAGAGCAAAUAGCACCUUUUCAGAUUGAUUUUGCUAUAAAAGAAACAACAUUGGAUUUUAGUAAUGUUAAGAUGGCUGCUUAUAGUUUACUCCAGAAUCGAACUCAUUUAUUGUCAAUGAACUCAAGUAAUGCCAUUUUGGAAUUCUUACUUCAGGGUACGCCACAUGUUAUAGAGCAUCUUAUUGAUUCCAAAAAGGCUGUUGACAAACAAUUGAAAGUUGUCUGUGAGGAAUUCAUUUCCCAUACUGUUACAUUUCUUAUUGGAUCUCUUCAGGAAUUUCUUUCAAAGGCAAAAGUUGUUUCUGAACUCCAAGCUUCAUCAUCCAAUCAAAAUAUUAGUCUUAGUCAGCAACCUUUUGCUAAUGCUGAUGCUCUAUCUCAACUUAUAUCUGAUAAUAUUCGGGGAUUGAAAUCUAAAUUGCCUACUUUACACAGAUGCAUGUCUCUGUAUUUAGCUAAUCCAGAUACAGAAUAUAUUUUAUUACGUCCUGUAAAGAUUCAAAUUCAAAGUUGUUUCGAACAACUGUUGCAGUUAAUCCGAGUUAACUAUUCGGAAGAAGAACAAGUAAUUAUUGCUUGCCCUUCUUCUGAGCAACUAACUAUUUUGUUAUCUCCCAGUAUUACGAAAUGAGAGAUCAACAAAAUUCAUUUCACAUCACCGUGUCCAAUAUUUAUUUCCAAAUUUAUUUCAUUAUUCAAUUGCUACUUCCUGGAAAAUAACACCUAGUCAUUCUUUUCAAUCAAGUAUUCAUCUUUGCUAUAGAGCUUUCAAGUUAAGGACUUUUUGAAACUACAGAGUUAUUGGAUUCAUCAUUGUAUUCUAGUGAGAUUUUUUUUUUACCUGAUUGGUUUUUGAAAAAUAUAAUGAAACCAAAAUUUCAUAAUAAUUGAUUCUUUUUAUAAAUUUCAAUUCUUUUUAACAUCUUAUAGAUCAUUAUAAUUUAUAAGAAAUAGUUUUGCUAUGAUUAUUAUUGUAACUGUGUGGAUUUAAUUAUACUUUUUACAUAAAUUAUUUCUAAUUAUAUAUCUUUAUAAAUAACUUACAAUAAUUUCAUCAUGCGUGCAAUGUAAUAAAUCAUUUUUGUUGUUGUUUAAAGGCAUUAGUUCCAAUUUUGUGUUUUCACUAGUUAAUGUAAACAAGUUGCAUUUUUGAGUUACUCUAUAUUUUGCAUAAUUUAUGUAAGAGAAAAGAUAAUGUUUAAACUCACAUAUAUUAUAUUAUUGCAGUUAAAAAAAAGCAUGCAGGUUUCAAUGCGGUUGUGGACACUAAUUUUCAUUGCACAAUAAAGUGAAGAAAAGAAUGGUGAUGAAAAGCAACACAAUUAUAUGAAAUAAAUAAAACAUAAAAUUGAUUUAACCAAUAAGAAAAUGAGGAUCGAAACACAUAAAAUGCACCAGUAGUUCCAUUUGUUGAACAAUGGAACAACCAAAAAAAUGGAAGGGGAAAAAAAGUAUCCAAAAAAGGUUUCCAUAUAUUUGAAAAUAAAGCUUCACAGAAGAGCAAUUUUUUAAAAAUUUAUUAUUUUUGAUAAUAUGCUAUCGAGUUACAUCAGAUACCGAUAUUAUACAGAUACUUUAUUAUAUUAUGUUAUUUUAAUAAUAUAAUAUAAUAUUGGGUUAUCUUUGAAAUGAAAGUCUAGCAUAUUAGUUAACUGAGUAGAUUUUACUUACUAUCUGUCUAUUCUGCAGAGCAGUUAAUGACAAAUUCACUUACAUAAGUAUAUUAAACUUUAAAGUAUAGGAAAAGUGAGUUCUUGUAAAUGUAGAGUAAACCAUGUAGUUUCCAAUACUGAAAUUGUGUUUUCAAUUGUGAUCAAACUUCAUAAAUUGAGGGAAGUGUUUAUGGUUAUUUAUGAAAGGGAUGCAAGCGGUUUGUUAGUUUUGUGUUGUUCUUUGUUGAAGCUUCUUUAAUCUUUGAAAUAAAGCACUGGGAUGCUAUUAUAUUUUGUGUUUGUUAGAUGAGAAUAUUUAUUUUUUAAAGUUUUUGAAACAGUUUUUACUGUUAUAAAAUUGUUUGUAUUAAAUUUUUAUUUAGAUAAUUUUUUUUUACAAAUUUACAGAUUAUUUUUUAUUUAAUGAGAUUAAAACUUAUCAUAUUUAUUUUAUUGUUGAAACCUUUUAGUUUUUUUAAAGUUAAUUUUGACUCUAUUAUUCUAUUUGCAUCUAGAAUUAAUUUUCUUUCUUCUUAAUUUUUCCUCUUUCAAGAAAUAUAAUACUUUUGAUUAUGCAUCAACAUAAAAUGUGUAAAAAACAACUACCUUCUGCGACUUGUAUAUGUGUAAAACAUAAGAGCACAGACAUAAAUUUCAAUGGUUUGUAUACUUUAGAGAAUCUUUUAUAUGUAUAUAUUUUUGAAUAAAUAUUCUUAAAAAUAUAA
Parasteatoda tepidariorum (common house spider) is the source of this 4406-nucleotide messenger RNA. NCBI's taxonomy places the organism in Eukaryota, Metazoa, Arthropoda, Arachnida, Araneae, Theridiidae. The record is from RefSeq and is a predicted model, not a curated record.